AUGGUUGUCUUUACUUUUCGGGUUGAGUCAACACAUCGGCUUUUCACUAGCACCCCUCGCAAGCUAGCAGGCUAAAGGCAGCUCGUCUCGGAACAAACCCUCCCAGCGGGUUCUCUUCCUGGUGUUCCAGGUCCUUCCUGGUCCCUUCCGACUUUAUGCUCCGUUUCGGCCGAGCGGUUUGAGUGUGUCGGCGCUGCGCCCGGCGCUGGUGAGGGGAAAAAUGUCAUCUUUUUCACAGAGGAUUUCUCCUGCCCUGGUGUUGCUUCUCUUCUCAUCCGCCGUCGCAGCGCAAGAAGACGAGUCCUCCCUGCUAGACGGGUGGCGCGAGGUGUGGCUGUUCCGCUUCCUGGUGAACGUCUUGGGGUACUCGACCAUCAUCAUCCCCGGCUACCUCCUCAUCCGCCACCUCAAGCGCACCAACUACUCCGACACCGGUAGCGGCUGCUGCUAUCCCAUCAUCAAGUCGUGCGUUUUUGGAAGCGAAGCCAAGACGGGCCUGUUGGACGACGUGCCCGUCGGGUCCAGGCACGAGGGGGAUUCGGGCUCUUCGCUCCGACAGGCCGUUCAGUUGAUAUUUUGCGCGGCUGGGCUACAGGCGUCAUACCUGACAUGGGGGGUCCUGCAGGAGAGGGUCAUGACCCGUUCGUACGGCGCCGCAACUCCAGAGGAGGAAGGCGAGCGAUUCAAGGACUCUCAGUUUUUGGUCUUCAUGAACCGGAUUUUGGCCCUGACCGUCUCGGGCCUGUGGUGCCUCCUGUUCAAGCAGCCACGUCACGGUACACCCAUGUACAAGUACUCCUUCGCCUCCCUCUCCAACAUCAUGAGUAGCUGGUGCCAGUACGAGGCGCUCAAGUAUAUCAGCUUCCCCACUCAGGUCCUGGCCAAGGCCUCCAAGGUGAUUCCUGUCAUGCUCAUGGGCAAGCUCAUUUCCCAGAAGAGCUACGAGUACUGGGAGUACCUGACGGCCGCGCUUAUCUCCGUGGGCGUCAGCAUGUUCCUGCUUUCCAGCACUUCGGGCAAGCACUCGUCCACGGUCACCACCUUCAGCGGCGUCGUCAUCCUGGGGGGCUACAUCAUCUUCGACAGCUUCACCUCCAACUGGCAGGACAACCUGUUCAAGUACAAGAUGUCGUCGGUGCAAAUGAUGUUCGGGGUCAACCUGUUCUCCUGCCUCUUCACCGUGGGCUCGCUGCUGGAGCAGGGCGCCUUCUUCGACUCGGUGGCGUUCAUGGCGCGCCACUCGGAGUUCGCCUUUCACGCCGUGCUGCUGUCCGUGUGCUCGGCGUGCGGCCAGCUCUUCAUUUUUUACACCAUCAACCAGUUCGGCGCCGCCGUCUUCACCAUCAUCAUGACCCUGCGCCAGGCCAUCGCCAUUCUCCUUUCCUGUUUCCUUUACGGACACGCCAUCACGGUGGUUGGCAGCUUCGGCGUCGUCGUGGUUUUCAUCGCCCUCUUUUUGCGGGUGUACGCCCGCAGUCGGAUGAAGUCGGGCCGGCGGCAGGCGCAGCCGCCGUUGCAGAAGGUGUAGGAUUCGCACGAAAUUGAGAACUUAGACCACGUUUUCUGUGGUCCUUUUUUCAAGUGGCUCACAUGUAUUGUUUUGUGUCCGUUAAGCGGAUGGAAGGGAUUUAUUUUUCAUUUUGUGCCUCCAAGGGAUCCAUUUGAUAUGAAAGCUGUUUCACAACCUGCCUCUACAGUCACAAGAUGUCCUUCUCCCUUAACAGCUACAGUGAAGAAAAUACGUAUAUGAACACCCUGCUAUAUUGCAAGUUCUCCCACUAAGAAAUCAGAGAGGCGUCUGAAAUUUUUAACUCGAGGUGCAUGUCCACUGUGAGAGAGAUAAUCUAAAAAGAAAAAUCCAGAAAUCACGAUUUAUUUGUGUGAUACAGCUGCACAUAAGUAUUUGAACACCUGAGAAAACUAAGGUUAAUAUUCAGUACAGUAGCUUUUGUUUGCAAUUACAGAGGUCAAAUGUUUCCUGUAGUUGUUCACCAGGUUUGCACAUACUGCAGGAGGGAUUUUGCCCAACUCCUCCACGCAGAUCUUCUCGAGAUCAUGCAGGUUUCUGGGCUGUCGCUGAGAAAGACGGAGAACAUUGAUAUGCUUCUUCCUGAGCCACUCCUUGGUUUUCCUGGAUGUGUGCUUCAGGUCAUUGCCAUGUUGAAACACCCAGCCACGACCCAUCUUCAAUGUUCUGAUGGAGGGAAAUAUUUUGUUCCCCAAAAUCCCACAAUACAUGGCCGCGGUUACCCUCACCUUAAUACAGUGCAGUCGUCCUGACCCAUGUGCAGAAAAACACCCCCAAAGCAUGAUGCUACCACCCCCAAGCUUCACAGUAGGGAUGGUGUUCUUGGGAUGGAACUCAUCAUUCGUUUUCCUCCAAACAUGGUUAGUGGAAAGUUCCAUUUUGGUCUCAUCUGACCAUAAAACUUUCUCCCAUGACUCCUCAUGGUCAUUGGUAAACUUAAGACGGCCCUUGACAUGUGCUGGUUUAAGCAGGGGAAACUUCCGUGCCAUGUAUGAUUUCAAACCAUGACGUUUUAGUGUAUUCCCAACUGUCACCUAAGAAACGGUGGUCCCAGCUCUUUUCAGGUCAUUGACCAAGUCCUGUCGUGUAGUCCUGGGCUGAUUCCUCCCCUUUCUAAGGAUCAAUGAGACCCCGCGAGGUGAUAUCUUGCAUGGGGCUCCACUCCGAUUGAGACUGACCGUCAUGUUUAACUUCUUCCAUUUUCUAAUGAUUGCUCCAACGGUGGUGCUUUUUUCACCAAGUUGCUCGGCAAUUUCUCCGUCGCCCUUUCCAACUGUGUGGAGUUGUACAAUUUUGUCUCUGGUAUCUUUGGACACCUCUUUGGUCUUGGCCAUGUUACAAGUUUGAGUCUUACUGAUUGUAUGGGGGGGCAGGUGUCAUCUGAUUCAGCAUAAUACAUGGAGUGGAGGUGGACUUUGAAAGAUGGACUAACAGGUCUUUGAGGGUCAGAAUUCUGGUUGAUAGACAGGUAUUCAAAUACUUUUUUGCAGCUCUAUCACACAAAUAAAUCAUUAAAAAUAUCAUACACUGUGAUUUCUGGGUUUUUCUUUUGAAAUUAUCUCACAGUGGACAUGCACCUACAAGGAAAAUUUCAGACCCCUCCAUGAUUUCUAAGUGGGAGAACUUGCAAUAUAUCAGGGUGUUCAAAUACUUAUUUUCUUCGUUGUAUAGUUACUCGAAAAUCUCGAUUGCCAAUUCACCGACAGAAGGACAAGAAAAUGGUGACUUUGUUGUUUUGUGGCAGAAUCCAAAACAGCCACUGGGACCGUUCUCAAGAAGAACUCAAGGCCAGAGGUAGAUGGCUAGGCAAACUUCCACAGGAACAGGCAAACUUGAUAUGGCAGAACUCAUGGUCGGGUAUUGGGGGAGCAGAGUGGACUCGGGGGGGGCUUAGCGUCUUGUAUGGAUGGCUGUCAAACACUGUUCAUGAUCGCGUCAUCAACAAAGCCCUCAAUAAGGGGUUGGAGCGACUGUGGCGGAAAGAUAGUGAUUGGCUGACGGAUUAGCUCACCCAUGACCAUCAUGAGGAUAAGCAGCAUAGAAAAUGGAUGGGUGAGUGAGUGUCCAGCUGUUCCAUCUCCAGGUACUUCUUUGCACAGCCUUCUGUUCUCCAACAAGGAACUGAAAUGCAUUUUAAGAAUUUUUGCGACUUUCGGUAUGUGUGUUACAAAGAUGACCCCGAGCCCGGUGACGCCGGACCUUUAAGAACUUCCAAUUUGAAGCCUUCAAAUGGCAAAGCGAUAUUGAUCAAUUGUUAGGUGACCUUUUGAAAACAGCAAGUUGUCCAAAAAGUGCUUGAAACGUUGAACAUUUGGAUAAUAUCAAAUGAAGUUACCCUGUGAAAGUUAUAACUUCCGUUUGAGGUUCAUCCAUAAAUUCCACCCGAAAGCCAAAUAGCACUUUUGUGAGAAGUGUGAGCUUUAUGAACGGUCAAUAUCAUAAAAAUAGUCUUUCCGCCACAGUCGCCAGAUGUGCUUCCCAUAUGGAGAGAGUGUGGUCUUUUUUGUCAUAAAAUGGGAUUUUAUAUUAUAAAACUAUAUAGCUCGAUUAUACUACACGUACACUUAUGGAUACUUUAUUGAAGUUAUAAAUUGAACAACCUAGUGCAUUUUUUUUUUUUUUGCUCUAUGUUGUUGGGUCUGAGUGUGUGUGUGUGUGUGUGUGUGUGUACUACUCACUGAUCUUAAAAAAAAAAAAAAAAAAAAAAGACAGAAUGGCCACCAAAACUGAAGUCGCCAUCCGCCAUCUUGAUACUCCCAACACAACCAUGCCGACCUGUGCAGCGUUAAUCGCCAGUUUCGUGGCUGUGAGAAAACAUUCCACGAGUAAAUUAGAAAGAUUUAUUUUGACACAGUUAAAGUUUGUUUGUAAAGGGUUUUAUUUUUAUUUUCUGAUGUGCUUAAUUCACUUGAACAAAGUUUUGUUUAUGGUUGUUGUCGUUCACUGUUCACUCUCUGCUUCACCUUUAUAGGCCGACGUUUUUUUUUUUUGCAAAAAAGAGAUGUAAAUAUUUAACCAAACUUCAUCAGUGGAUAAGCAAGAAAACACAUUUUCUCAGAAAUUUCUUAAUACAGAACUCUGCAAAUUGAGUUAGAUUUUCAAAUGUGACGAAACAAGUUUAAAUUGGUCUGCAAUGGGACGUCGCAGAGACUUUAUUUGUCUGUAUUUUCCCAUUGCGACUCCUUUUUUCCAAAAAUAUAUAACUGAUUUAAGAUUUGUUUUUAAUGACAAAAAAUGGUUAGUUUUUUGAUAUAUUAUGAUGAUAAUGCUUCACAGCGUAUUUUGGGAAAAGUUAACGCGUCACAGAAAUCGGGCCCUUGGUACUGUGCAAGGUUUCUUGGUAGUUGUUGUUGCAUUACACUGUUAUGUCUUUUCUUUGCCUUUUUUGGCUUACCAAUUCAAAUUAAAAAUUCUUCACGUUACCAGAACUGAAAAAAUGUCAAGCUAAACACGACCAGUUUUAACUGUACAUGUGAAACUUUGAGGGAAAAACCCCGCCAUAAUCCCACCUGUAAACCAUGUUCUCCACCCGUUUUAGGAGUACCAAGAUGGCAGCCAACUGGUUUCACCCAAUCGAUGUGUAUGCGCUGUCAAAUCUUAUUUUUUAAAUCAGUGGUACUACUCGGUACAAUUCUGGGCCCUUGUCGUGACCAAAAGUGUGAAGUUCUUUUUAUGCUGCAUUAUUUUAAUUUUUUUCCCCUUCUCCCUUUUUUAACAUACUCUUGACAAUACAUAAACUCCAAAUCAUUUUUAAUAUAUCUUUAAAGCUGAUUAUAGCCACCUUGACUAUUGCACUGCAUCCUCUGUUCAACCUCGAUGUUGAUUAUGAUUAUAACACAUGUGGGGUCGGGGAAACAUCAAACACAUUCAAGGGGGUAAUACAGUGUAACGUUCUGUUACUAAUGGUAAAUGGAUUAUUAAUAAAAAAAAAAUACCUAAAAUGUAAAUGGAACUUAUCUUUAAUAUGCUAGAACGGAAUCCUAAACCUGCUGUUGGGAAUUAACACACUAAAUUAUAAAUGAGUAAAAUGUAUGGAUAACAUGAUUAUUUCACAGGUGUCAAACUCAAGGCCCGGGGGCCAGAUCUGGCCCGCUGCAUGAUUUUAUCUGGCGCUCAAAGGAAAAUCAUCGGUAUCAAAAUCUGUGAUUCUAGUGAAAAUAUGUCCCAACAUUUCAAAUUGUCAUAUACGAUAAAUGAUCAUGUUGAGAUGUUAUAAGCAUUUUUGUGUUACCAAACAUGAACAAUGGUUGAAAACCCCAUCACGCUUGAUUUCUGAUUCCGUAACUAGUUACAUAAAUUUUAUGUGUGAAUAUGAUGAGGCAAUUCAGGAUUUCUAUGGUUUCACCAUCCCUCUGAGGGAAAUCGUAACCACGACGUGGCCCGCGACAAAAAUGAGUUUGACAACCCUGGGGUAGUUCAACACUUAGGAUUUAUUUAUUCAUUUAUUUUACUAUUACAUGUAUAACACACAAAUAUUUUUUUAUAAUUAAAAUCUUUAUUGAUUCA
Syngnathoides biaculeatus (alligator pipefish) is the source of this 6034-nucleotide messenger RNA. RefSeq names its product solute carrier family 35 member B2 (gene slc35b2). Gene Ontology annotation, biological process: transmembrane transport. Lineage: Eukaryota; Metazoa; Chordata; Actinopteri; Syngnathiformes; Syngnathidae. The transcript has 4 exons. Bases 221 to 1528 code for a protein of 435 amino acids. Gene Ontology annotation, molecular function: 3'-phosphoadenosine 5'-phosphosulfate transmembrane transporter activity. The record is from RefSeq and is a predicted model, not a curated record. Gene Ontology annotation, cellular component: Golgi membrane; endoplasmic reticulum membrane.